Messenger RNA from Verticillium dahliae VdLs.17, 2598 nucleotides. RefSeq names its product ferric reductase. Gene Ontology annotation, biological process: copper ion import; iron ion transport; intracellular iron ion homeostasis. The record is from RefSeq and is a predicted model, not a curated record. Lineage: Eukaryota; Fungi; Ascomycota; Sordariomycetes; Glomerellales; Plectosphaerellaceae. The coding region runs from base 1 to 2598 and encodes 865 amino acids. The transcript has a single exon. Gene Ontology annotation, cellular component: plasma membrane. Gene Ontology annotation, molecular function: ferric-chelate reductase activity.
AUGGCCUCACCACUGGGCACUCUGGCGAAUGCCGCCGCUGACACCAUAUCGCAUAUCAACAAGCGUAUCUACAUCCCGCUAGAAGCUGACAGUCCCGCCGGACUGGUAGAGGCCAACACUGUCGACCCUUGGACCGAGUCCGGAAAGUAUGCUAGAGGAUGGACAUACUUCGCUUUGGCGCUGGCUGGCACAGUCGUCUUUAUGCGAGUCUGGCACUUCUGGCAAGACAAGAUCCGACAGGCCAUUUACAAGGCCGAAGUCGAGCAGCACUACGAGGACAUGUACACCCUCGACCCAGAACGAGCAACCGCGCUGAGGACCGGCCAGGUGGCGCAGCACUUCUUCCCCGAGACCGAAGGCCUUGGGGAGAAGCAAUUCCGCCCUCAGAAGCACAUGUCCUCCGUCAACUGGAUCAAUGACACGUUGGCGCUCUUUCGGUGGAUCUUCUACCGACCCAUCCCCGAUAUCAAGAUCAAGCGACACGUUUUUACCUUUUCAUCCCUCGCUGUCCUGACGACCGUCUUCAUCGCACUGGUAUUCGUGGUUCUGUACUGCUUCCUGCUGCAGCCACUCUACUGGCAGAGCAUACAGUUUGGUUCGCCCCCCGUUGCAAUUCGGGCUGGCAUGCUUGCUGUCGCCCUGACGCCUUGGAUCAUCGCAACGAGCAUGAAGGCCAACGUUAUGUCCUUCGUCAUCGGCAUAGGGCCCGAACGCCUCAAUGUAUUCCACAGAUGGGCUGGAUAUCUCGUCCUUUUCUUGUCACUCGUUCAUACCGUCCCCUUCUAUGUGCAACCAGUCUGGGACGAUGGUGGCAUGGAAGUGUUCCAGAAGCUGUUUGAAGGCGGAAGCGGAGUUAUCUACGGCACCGGUAUCGCCUGCUUAGUCCCGCUGGCCUGGCUCUGCGUCGCCUCUCUGCCGCCGAUCAGGAGAGUCGCGUAUGAGGCAUUCAUUCUGCUUCACAUCCCCGUGGCCAUGGUCUACGUCGGCUUGCUCUUCUGGCACACCAAGAACUAUCUGGCCUCAUGGGAUUAUCUAUGGGCCACUGUCGCCAUCUGGGUCUUCUGUCUCGUAUACCGCGCUUUCAAGCUCAACUGGCUCAAGCCGUGGCGACUGGCGUUCAUGGUUGGUGACGAGGCUGCCAUUACUCUUCUGGCAGAAAACGCAAUCAAGGUCACGAUCCCCACCCAGAUGAGGUGGAAGCCCGGCCAAUUUGUCUAUCUCCGCAUGCCCGGCAUUUCUCUCUUCGAGAACCACCCCUUUACCAUUUCUUCCUUGUGCAGCGAGGACUUCCCCUCCGAAUACGGAGAACAGUACCGAGACUGCGUCGUUGUGUUCAAGCCCUACGGUGGCUUCACGCGCAAGGUCCUCAACACAGCGAUCGAGAAGGGGCCUUUCCACACGUACCGUGCCUUCCUUGAUGGACCUUACGGCGGCAUGCGAAGAGAUCUCGCUGCAUUCGAUACGUGCAUCCUGAUUGCGGGUGGAAGCGGCAUCACCGCAUUGAUGUCGCAACUCCUCAACCUAAUCAAGCGUAUGCGCGACGGCAAGGCAAUCACGAGAAAGGUUGUCGUCGUCUGGGCCAUCAAGCGCCUCGAGUCUCUCGACUGGUUCCGCGAGGAGCUCCGGAUUUGCCGGGAGUCAGCGCCACCAGAGAGUGUCACUUGCAAGUUCUUCGUUACGUCGACGGUUCGGAACCGCCACCAGCAGAUCGGAGGCGGCGCCGACCGCUCGGCACCCCGCGCUCUCAGCCACAUGUUCCAUGACAAGUUGGACGGCUUCGUUGCCGGCGUCGCAUCCAAACGCAACUCGGCUCUCAUCCAGGCCGAGGCCCAGGGCGACCCUGCACGCGAGCAGGAACUCCGCGCCGAGAAUGAGGACAGAAUCACAGCCCUGCCUCAGCAAAAGUACUUGCAACCACACCAAUAUCCCCUACCAGGACCCAACGGUCCGCCAUCGAACAGACACUCAUUGCAAGAGGACUCACUCCGAAGGCUCGAGGGCCGCGAUUUCCCGCUCGACGUCAAGAGUGAUACCGACAAGCGAGCCUCUCGUGACUUCCACUUCCCCCCAAUCAACACAAAAGACGCCCCUCAUUUCAACUACGCUCCACCACAACCCUCGCCGCGCAUGCCGCCACCCGAGAGCCCCUACGCAGAUGAGGACGGCUCCGACCUCCCGGUCCGUGCUCCCGAGCUCGCUCACCUCCGCAAGCUCAGCCCUGAGGCCGCGGCACGUGCGGCGGCGCAGAGACCGACAAGCACGUUCGGCCCUCCAUCAGGCUUCGACUUUGGGUUCCCACAAACGCCAACCGAGUUCCAGAAGAACUUGAUGCGUUUUGCUUUCCCAAUUCCCCACCAAAUCGAUGGCGGCUGGACCGUCGAAUAUGGCCGGCCGGAUCUGGGCUACAUGCUCAAGGAGUGGGCGACAGGCGGCGCCGACGGACGCGGCAUCCUCGGCCGACGAACCGCUGUCUUUGUGUGCGGGCCUCCUGCCAUGCGUGUGGGCGUUGCCAACACAGUUGCGUCGCUGCAGGCGGGCAUCUGGGGCGAUGAUGAGCUUGAAGAGAUCUUCCUGCACACCGAGAACUAUGCCCUGUGA